Molecule: messenger RNA, 2896 nt
Organism: Austrofundulus limnaeus
Lineage: Eukaryota; Metazoa; Chordata; Actinopteri; Cyprinodontiformes; Rivulidae
Source: RefSeq, a predicted model, not a curated record
CCCGCCGAGCUGCAGACAGAGUUUAUAAGCAAAAACUGAGAGCAGAGGAGGCACCAGAGGCCGCUGCAGCCCGCCGAGCUGCAAACAGAGUUUACAAGCAAAGACUGAGAACAGGGGAGGCGCCAGAGGCCGCUGCAGCCCGCCGAACUUUAGACAGAGUUUACAAGCAGAUACUGAGAAUGGAGAAGGCACCAUAGGCCGCUGAAGCCCGCCGAACUGCAGACAGAGGUUACAAGCAAAAACAGAACAGAGGAGGCACCAGAGGCUACUACAAAACGCCAAGCAACUAUGAAAGAUACAGCUCAAAACUGCAGGGGAAUGGAACAAAGAGAAAAAUUACUCUCGAUGAGUGUGCUACUGUUUUCAUGUCCAAGAAGGACCUACAUACCCCUGCUGUUCCUGCCACCGACUUCACUACAGACCUGCAGUUCAACAAAUGAAGGUUGCAAAAUAUAAAUCCAACCAGGCCAUAAAUAACAUAAUGGAGGCCAGCAGUGAUGUAACUUAACUACUCAUGACAAAUCUUGGGUAUGCAAAACCUGCCACAGUGCGCUGAAGCAAGGAAGAAUCCCUACCCAAUCAUGGGCCACUGGACUUGAACUUGACUCAUACCACCAGAGCUAGCAGAACUGAGGCCUCUGGAGCUGAGACUGAUAAGUCAGAGGAUCCCCUUCAUGAAGCUUGUUGGGUUGCCAAAAGGGGGGCAGAAGGCUAUCGAUGGCAGUGCAGUAAAUGUGCUUUCUAAGCUGCAGCCAGUCAGUUUUCUUCUACCACAGCUACCAAACACAACUGAAGUAAUGCCACUAAAGCUUUAAAAAACACAGCUACAAGGGACACUACAUGCAUGAGUACAUUCGCCCUAAAGUCAUGGGGGCACUGCAGUGGCUACAACAAAACAACCCACUUUACAAGGACAUUACCAUCUGCACUGACUGGGAACGCCAGUGGGAAGAUGACGACCCAGAACUCUGGGAGGCAAUAGGAAAAGCUGGGCAUGAAGAAAUGGAAGUGGAUCGCAAUGAUGACACAACUACAGUAUCUGAUGCCGCCACUACAUUAUAUGUAUCCCCAGCCCCCCAGUCACCUCUGCCCACUGUUGAUGACUACACUGUUUUGAGGCACUCAGCAGAAAAGCAGAAGUUGAGGAUUAACGUGAUGGAGACUCAUGUGGUAACUAAUACAGUGUAAAACUCAUUUCUAGGUUUUCCAGGGACAUUGAUUACCUCCUUGCUGCUCAGUAUGCGGUAGAGGCCAAACAAGUGUCAGAUGACAUAGAGAUCUCACACCUUCCAACACCAAAACGUCCAUGCUGGCCUCAUGAAGAACAAAGACAAUGUCCAGGCAAUGAUUCGAACUGAUGCAACUUACAAGUUCAUGAAGAACAAAGAUAAUGUCCAGGCAAUGAUUUGCACUGAUGCAGCUUACAAGUUCAUAAAGAACCUGUGAGGAUUGCCAGCAUACUGGAACACAGUUUUGUUGGACUUGAUGGCCAGACAGAAUUCCAACAUGGUUUCUGACCCAGUCAGUUGCUGACAUGCAAUGGCCUGAAAUCAUACAGUGUAUUGCCCACCAGUAUGGGAAACAUCUAACAGCAGACGAUGUAAAGAACAUGUCAUGGGAGGAAAAAUGCAACUGGUUACGCUCAAAUUCUGUAACAGCUGCCCAUCAGUUCAAACACUGCCUGGAUUUAUUUUUCAAGAAUUUUUACAAGGGACAGCCAAUCCCAUUGGUUAACUACAGGACUACAUGAUCAGGAUAAAGUUCCUGGUCAGAGGGUCUCCUCAUGGUCCCACCAUUCUCUGGGUGAAAGACACACCAAAGCUGAAUGUCAACAGCGAUGCAGAAGUAGUCAACUUGAUUAACAAAUACCAAACCUGUGCCAUAUCAGGAGAAGACCUGAGAAAACCUUCCUGUCUGUACAAAAACAUGUCCACUCUGUCACUUGCCGAAAAGGUGAAUCUUGCAGGUUCAAGUUUCCACAUCCCCCAAGUAGUGAGACACUGAUGGCCAGGCAGUCAGACGAGGACUCUGAGCAAGUAGACACCGCUCUCCAGAUAAAAGCAGAACUUUUUAACCAAGUGCACAAAGUCAUGUCAGACAAGGAUAUUCCUGAAGACAUAAGCUAUGACACCUUUCUACAAAAAGCUCAGGUGCAUCCUCAGUUGUAUCAGGAAAUGCUGAAGCUGAUGAAGUCAGACACCAGUAUUGUGUUGAGACGUCAGCCAUCUGAACGAUGGAUCAACUAUUACAACCCCAAGAUUCUUCAAACAUGGGGAGCCAACAUGGACCUGCAGUUCAUCACAGAUCCAUACUCCUGCAUCAUGUAUGUCACCAGCUACUUGACAAAGAGCGUAAGAGCCAUGAGCAAGCUCCUGAAAAAGGUUGCAGAAGAAAACCGAGACAACGACCUGGAGUGUGAGCUGAGAAAAGUGGGACCGUCUUUUCUCAACAACAGGAAAGUCAGCGCCCAAGAAGCUGCCUACAGAAUGCUUUCCCUGCCUUUGAAAAGGGCCUGCAGGAAAGUGAUCUUUGUCAACACAGUGCCAAAAGACAAGCAAGUUUCCAUGUUGAAGCCACAGAAUCAGCUUCAGGAAAUGGAUGAUGAUGGAAACAUCUGCACUUCACCACUUGACAGAUAUUCCACCAGACCAGGUGAGCUUGAGAAGAUAUCCUUGGUGGAGUUCUCAGCCACCUACACCACUGGAGCAAAAGAUGGGCCAGAUGAAUUAUCCGACCACAUUCCUGAUGUGCUAAAUGAUGAAGAUAAUGAUCUCAAUGACAAACGUGAUGGAAGCAAUGACAGAUAUCCCGCUGCCAUCACGUUGAAGAAUGGACUGGGACAUAUGAAGAAGUGAAAGCGUCAUUGCAUCAUUAGGUUUCACCAAAAAAAAAAAAA